Messenger RNA from Exophiala bonariae, 3816 nucleotides. RefSeq lists its product as uncharacterized. Lineage: Eukaryota; Fungi; Ascomycota; Eurotiomycetes; Chaetothyriales; Herpotrichiellaceae. The record is from RefSeq and is a predicted model, not a curated record. Bases 1 to 3816 code for a protein of 1271 amino acids. The transcript has a single exon.
AUGAACAGCAUCGAUUCCAGGACAGUCCCGACGUUUCCGUUAUCUUCUCCACCAACAGAACAGUUGACAUCUUUCAAGCCGAGUAAUGCUCAGCCGGUUCAUUCCUCGGGAAAUCCUUUUCUUCACACCAAUACUUUCGCUUCCAGUUCUUCCGAUGACGACAGCGGAUGUUCAAGUGGCCGUGAUGAGUUCCAACUUGAAAGAUAUAGUCAAUCGUCUACAACAACCCGUCCAUCACAGCGAGCUCGCCGGAAACAAUCCAUACGGGACAAGUCACGGAAACGCCCAGGUCUUAAUAUAGUCACGAACUUCUCCAACUCGGCAAAGCGAACACAUACUGACGGGCUCUUGAUUGACCAAGUACAGGCCCAGAGACCCCGAAUGAAACCAAGAUAUGCGACCUCGGUGGUAUCGGCCAAGGCUGAACAUGGACACCAUCUGCCACACGACAAUUCCAGGUCCUCUCGCCAUCACGAUGGUGCCAGUAGCAGCAACCAGGAAUUACCCUUGGGAAAAACAGACAAGAUGGAAAAUUCAAAACGAGCUUUGGGUCGUGAGGCACUUUCGAGGCUGCAAGCGUUGCAGGCCGCCAGGAAGAAGACUCCUAGAGAGCCAGAUCAUGCACAACAUGAAAUUCUCAGGCCGAAUGAAAGUCUAAUCAACUCUCGACAGACUGGACAAUUGCAACCCACCCAAGAUGCUCAUUCACCAGAUAAGAGGUCGAUUGUAAUAGGUCUCUCAGUACCGGAAGCUGAAGCUGAAGCACACAAAUUAAACAGUGGUGGAGACAGCGCCCUAUCGAUGUAUACGCCUGAUACACCUGCAAUCAUUGUUACUCCAGCGGAAGAUGCCGACACGUGGGUGACAAAACCGACAUCCUCUAAAAACAGACCGGUUUCUAGUGUCUACUCUACCACACCGUGGGGUGAGAAUACAGCCUCCCAUAACGACACGCCCCCAGUGCCGAAACUACCCUCAAGCCUCUCGCGGAAACAAGUGACCAAUCAUGGGAGUGGUCACUUGAUUCUGACACAUAGAAAUCCCCAGGACCUUGAAAAGUACGGAAAUCAGGUUUUCUAUGAUGAGCGAGACGUUAAUGAUGUUGAACAUAUGCGUCGAGCUUCUUCGGAAAGCAAAGAACAUAUCCUUGGCUCACGGAGUGAGAGCGCUAGGCACAAAUCGCAAGGCUGGUGGAACUUGAUGCUUUCACCAAUGUUGUCAAGGAAAGGCACUCUUAAAAGCAUUGCCACACUUGAUCACGAUCAUGCAACACCUCCAAUUCCUUCAAUGCCAAGCUUCGUCCACUCACCCAAAGGCACCGUAAUCUCACCUACUUCGUCUCAGUCGCCUGGAACUCCAAGGAGGCAUGGGUUGGCUAGUGCAAGAGCGAGCGUUUGGUCGAGAUGGACAACGUGGGAGAAGGCACGCGAUGCAGACGCAGUUGCGAAUGAAAAGCUGGAAUCACCAUCACGGUCUGCUUCAUUCGAAAAGGAACAGGUUGGAGACGAUUCAAAGGAGGUAACAUCAGGAUUUCUUCCAUACUCGGGCAAAGGGCUUGCUGCAGACUACUAUCAUGCUUGUGCGGUCGAACAGGCCAAAGGUAUUCGAUACUUCGAAUGCGAGAAUCACUCGUGUGAGGAACAGCUCCCGAAGCUACAUUCAAUAUUUGACUCUAGAGUACUUCUGGGUGCCACACUCAAUGGUCACAAUGAGGAUCGAUCUACUUCAGAAAACCAAGCAGACAGCAGUAACGACACCGCUAUGGUCAAAAGAGCCUUGAGUAACAUCACAAUCGGGACAGAGCCUGAGGAACUUUCGCCCAACGUUCGUCAAGCAAACACAGCGGCCGUCGUCCAAGCAAAGUCGAUUGAUUCAUUUGCAAAACACCAUGAUGGCCAGGAAAUGGCAAAUAGGGGUUUGGUAGAGGAUGCAGCAAAGGUGACAAACACAGACACGGAAAACAAAACAGCACGCCUCGUCAGCAGUGCCUCACGUCGUGACGUUGACUUUCCCAACAUCGCAACUAUUGUUCCUGGAAGCAGCGUCUCACCCGCUGUUCCCUCUCCAGGUCCAGUGUCGCCGGGUAUGCAGAAAACCAUGGCGUCACAGGGAGCUGUUCCGAUGGCAGAUAUAGUUGCACCUCCAGCUCAAACAAUCCGUCCUCCAGAGCAAACACUGGCAAUGACCGAACCGACAACUUGGGAUCCAACGCAACCUCAUUCUUUGACUAUUCAUAAUCAUACUACCUACACGGAACGUGCAGCGCCUGCACCUCUUCCUGUCGCUAGCCAAAUGGAACGAAGAGAAGAGCCACCAUCGCGACCAGUCCUGGUAAUAGAUACAGGUUCCCGGAAUCCGUUACCAAUAUCAAAUAUCAAAGAAGAAGAUUCAAACCCAGAGCCUCACGAUGCCAAGUCCAAGAAGAAGAGCCUUCUUUCGAGGAUCAACUGUUUUGGGAGGAAGAAGAAGCCCGCCGACACUAAUGAGGCACCAAAAUCGAAGCAGCGAUACUGGAAAUGGAUCAUCGGCAUCGUCUUAUUCUUGAUUGUUGUUGCAUGCGUUCUGACAGCGAUGCUAGUCACGCGUGCUGGAGACGGUACACCUGUCCAGAGCCAAUGGCUAAACCUUACAGGCUAUCCACCAAUGCCUACUGGUAUCUCUACCAUUGCACGACCAGAUGUUAAACAGCAAUCUCAAUGCGUUGCGCCCGCCACGCUAUGGAGUUGUGCACUCCCAAAGGAGAGCCAUGGCGAUGUCUUACCAAAUUCCCCUGACCAGCCUAAUUUCCGCUUUCAGAUCACGUUUAAGAACGGCACUGUUCCUGUGAACAUGACCAUCCCUGUCGAUGAGCUAUCAAAGCGAUCUCUCGACCUUGGCGCUCGAGGAGUGAGUGACCUGUUCUCAGAUGAUUUGUUCGAGCCCGACCCGGCACCCCCUAGCCGGGCUGACCAGCUCUUCAUGGGCAACACGACCGACAACAUUACGCAACCGUUUGAUGGCGAGAAAACACCCUUCUUCAUAACUUUCGUGCCCGCCUUUCCUAUCGAUCCGAAUAAUACGACGAAUUCGGCCUCAGCCUCAGUUACGUCCAGUCUUGCAAGAAGACAAGAGAACAACUCAACCGAUUCGAUCCCGGCACCUGACGUCCUCAACGACGGGAGUGCCGCACCAGCCAACCUCCUCCCCAUUGACCCUUAUCCAUCCUCUCAACCCAUCAAACUAUACAAUCGCGGCCUACCCGAUGAGCACUACGGGUUCUACAUGUACUACGACAAGUCGAUCUUCCUACGUUCGCGAGCACCAUUCAAUGGCUCUUCCACGGCGGCCGACAGUAACGGCAUCGACCCCACGGACACGAACGGUGGGUCAACACGCAACGAAGCCCAAUUCCGCUGCACAUUCAGCCAGACGCGCUUUCUAGUACGCAUGUGGACGAACCCGGCGUUUGGUGCGACUCUGCUGCCUCCCCUGACAGAAACCGACGGCAGCACAGGAACGGAUCGUGAGAAAGUCAACUCCGCCACGGACUUUAGCCGGCCAGGCUCGUUUCCAUACCCGACGACCAUAACGCUCGACCGACAUGGCGGGAAUGUGAAUAAGAAGACAGCAUAUUGCUAUGGUGUCGACGAGUUGCAAGUCAUUCAGGUAGAUGUUAAGACAUUGAUCCCCGAGGCAAGAGGGGUUGGAGGAGUGUUGAUCAAUGCCGCGCCGAGGUUGGUUAAUGGCACGGGUCUGGACACGGGGUUCGACCAGACGGCUGGUGGCAUCGACGGUGGCACUGGCGGGUGUAAUUGCAUUUGGCAGAAUUGGAACUGA